This is a messenger RNA of Drosophila subpulchrella, 4290 nucleotides long. Its product is annotated as nucleolar protein dao-5. The record is from RefSeq and is a predicted model, not a curated record. The coding region runs from base 171 to 4172 and encodes 1333 amino acids. NCBI's taxonomy places the organism in Eukaryota, Metazoa, Arthropoda, Insecta, Diptera, Drosophilidae. The transcript has 5 exons. Gene Ontology annotation, biological process: D-sorbitol catabolic process. Gene Ontology annotation, molecular function: L-iditol 2-dehydrogenase (NAD+) activity.
UCACACACAACAUAUUUUAAACCUUAAAAAAAAUUCCACCUAAAUUCAAAAUUUCAAAAUUUUUUUCCUGGACCUUUUCGUAUAAGUGUAAAGUUUAGUAUUAUGCGCGUAUUUGGUAGUGUAACGAACUAUUUAAAGUGAAAAAAAUUCUCAACACAUAAAAAGCAAAAAUGCCGGGGAUACUCGGGAAGUUCCCGACUAAUCGUCUUGGACCGCAUCUAUCGCAGAUAUCCCGAUGCCUUAGCUACCACGCCCCGCUCUUCCGGCCGCGCAGCCUGAUCCACGGCAAGAGGUUCAGGCAGUUGUCCAUCAGUGUCACCUCUGGAGCCAAGACGACUCCUCUGGCUGAUAGGACCUCUCAUCCAGGUCGCGUCCGGGUGCAGAAGUACUCGCAGAAGGGCAACAAUGUCUUCUCGAUCAGCGACAACGUGGAUAUGUUGCGGAAACGGAUCAGCUUCUCUGGGACAUCGGGCAAUGCACCUAAGAUCCUGCCCAUUGGCCUGAUUACACCGGAAACUGGCGAUGGCAAGGAGCUGAAGAUCGUCAUCGUGCCUUUGGAUCUGUCCGGCAUGGACGCCAAUGCUCUGAAGGAUACGCUGGAGACUAUCAACCAGUUGCGAUUGUACGCCAAUCAUAUAGAGGCCUUUUCCAGCAGCAUGGUCGAGGAAUACGGCGCCUUGAACGAAGCCCUCCAGGAAGUGGAGUCGCAGGCACAGUCGGAAGAAGUCAAGGCGGAGGCCAAUACCGAUGAUCGCAACUUCUGGGAGAGCUACCCAUCCUCGCCAGCGGCCGACGUCGAUGCUGUGGGAACCGCAGUGGAUGCGGGCAUGGGUGCGGGGGCCAACAUGCCCCUGCAGCGCCAUGCUGCGGUCAGUAGUUGCCUUCAGAACUCUCUGGGAAAUCCAGUUCGUCCAGCAGCUACCAGUUCUUCACUGAAAACCACCAAGUCCAUGUCUGCGCUGGCCCAACCCGAACCCAUCCAUCCAUCUAGCCUGGAAGCCAAUCUUAAAGAGCUCGCUACCCAAGAGGGCGACUUUGUCGAGGAGGUGCGAGUGGAUGUGCCGCAGGAUCUGAGCAAUCGGCUUAACGAGAUGGCAGUCUCCUCCAUGGAGCUGUCCUUUGAAAUGGACAUGACCAACCUGCGAGAUGCUCUCAAUAAUAAGGACCCGAAUUCGGUAGCUCCGCAAAAUCCCAUGAUCUGUAUGCACACCAAGGUGGAACUGGACGCAACCGGUAAGGCGGUACAAACUCUGCCGCUCAGGUUCAAUGCCCUGAUCUCUGGCGUGGUGGAGAUCGAUGCCCAGAAGCUUAAGGACGCCCAGAUGACCGAGGAUAAGAUGCCGGGUUUCAACGAUGACCUCACUUCGCUGGCUGCCAACCUUUGCAGCACCGCGUUGGAAAAGGGUUUCGCCACCAACUCAAAAUCUCCGGACGACCCCUAUAUCGCCGAUCUGGAACUGACCAAGGAUGAGGAGGCCUUUCCGACCAGGAUCAUCGAUACUUCAUAUAUGUCGGCAGCUACCCAAAUCGGACAUCAGCGGGAAGCCCUGCAGAAGAUAGCAGAGGAAGCUUCUACUGUGCCGGGCAUCCAGGAGGUGGAGGUGCCUGUUCCGGUGGACAAGGAUGGCUGCAAGCAUCCGCCCGUGAAGCCAAAGCGCAAAUGUCCUGGCAAAUGUCCCCUAAUCACAGAUCCCUGCAAGGAGGAUCCUUGCGAGCGUCCUGAAAAGAAAAAGGCUCCCAAGAAAAAGGCGGUACAAACGACGGAGAUAACAUCCAAGGCCAAGGGUGGCGACAAGAAAGAUUCCUGUGCAAAGGGCGAAAAAGGCAAGGACAAGAAGGAUCCAUGUGCCCAGUUCAAGAAGGGCGGCAAAGAUGGUGGCAAGAAGGACGGCGGUGACAAGAAAAAGGAUCCGUGUGCUAAGUUCAAGUCUGGGGAGAAGAAAGAUCCUUGUGCCAAGAAGGACGAUAAGAAAAAGGAUCCUUGCGCCAAGAAGAAGGAUCCCUGUGCCAAGAAAGAUGAUAAGAAAGAGGAUCCCUGUGCCAAGAAGAAGGAUCCUUGCGCCAAGAAAGACGAUAAGAAAAAGGAUCCCUGUGCCAAGAAGGACGAUAAAAAGAAAGAUCCUUGUGCCAAAAAAGAUGAUAAAAAGAAAGAUCCCUGUGCCAAGAAGAAGGAUCCUUGCGCCAAAAAAGACGAUAAGAAGAAAGAUCCCUGUGCCAAGAAGGAUCCUUGUGCUAAGAAGGACGAUAAAAAGAAGGAUCCAUGUGCCAAGAAGAAGGAUCCUUGCGCCAAGAAAGACGAUAAGAAGAAAGAUCCUUGUGCCAAGAAGAAGGAUCCCUGUGCCAAAAAAGACGAUAAGAAGAAAGACCCCUGUGCCAAGGGCGGAAAGGAUGAUAAGAAGAAAAAGGAUCCCUGCGCCAAGUUCAAGAAGGGCGGCAAGGAUGGCAAGGAUAAGUGCAAGUUUUCCACCUUUUCGAGGCGUCCAGAUCCAAGCAAACGCUACCUGUCCACUGCCUUGAGCCACGUUUUCCAAGAAUCGGCUCCCGCUCCAAAAGCUCCCCGCUUCCAAGUCUACUCCACUCUUGUACGCCGUCACUAUCGUGUCCCUGCUCUCAAGACCUCCAGCUCCUGCCAGUGUUCCCUGUGCAAGGUUCAUCUGCUGGACAAGGCAACUCCUCCUGCCAGGUUCACGAUCAACACAACCCUUCUGCGACGUCGCUUUGGUGGACUUGCGGGAAGGAUCACCCCUGGUUCUCUGAGCCAAUUCAGUUAUCGGGGAUACGCGAAGAAAAGCAAGAAGGGCGGCAAGUGCGGCCAGAUGGCGCCCAAGUACCCCAAGAGUCGUGGCAAGGACAUCAAGGAGCGGACGGGUCUGCGAGAGGAUUGCUUCAGCGAUGACGACGGCGGUUGCGGGGUCAAGAGCUGCACCGGCAAGUGCGCCAAGGUCAAGUUCCCCAAGAAGAAGUGCGAACGCAAGGAGAAAAAGGACGAUGGUAGAAUAGGCAAUCUCUUGGCCCGGAAUACCUCUGUGCAGCUGCAGACGCAACAAAGAUCACUCAGCACAAGGGUCUGUUGCCAACCAUCUCCGAAACCCAAAUUUGACGAUCAGGCUCUUGCGCUGCGUAUCUCGAAUUCCUACGAGGUCAAGGUGGUUCCCGUUUCCAAACCUCGUCCCAAGGAUUUCGACGUCCUUAUUCGAACGGGUUCCGUGGCCAUCUCGAACUCGGACAUCCAUGUGUACGAGAACGGCAGUCGCGACAUAGAAGCCAUGUCCCUGGGCCACGAUGCCACGGGAUUCGUGGAGGAAGUCGGUCGCUGUGUCCAUCAGCUGCACGUGGGUGACCGUGUCGUCAUGGAGUCUGCCUUGUCCUGCGGCAUCUGCGACCUGUGCAAGCAAGGGCAGUACAACAUGUGCUCUGGGCUGGUGUACAAUGGCUUCCUGAGCACCUACCAAACGCAUCCGGCCGACCUAUGUCACCGACUUCCCACGUCCAUCAGCAUGGAGGAGGGCGCCCUAACCCAAACAUUAGCCCUGGGAUGUCAGGCGUGCUUCAAGGGCAACAUCACGCCCACCAGCAAUGUCCUCAUCCUGGGAUCCUGUCCGACGGCAGUGGCGGCAGGCAUAUGCGCCAAUGCCAUCGGGGCCAAGCGUGUGGCCAUUGCAGGAUGCAUGGCUCCCGCCCUGGAUGUGGUAGCCCGGGACUUUGGCUUCCAAGCCGUCGAGUUCGACAGCAACGCCCUGUUCGGAGAGGUCCUAGAGGCCAUCUACAGCAAGUUCAAGGACUGGCCAGACUGCGUGAUAAACUGCUCCAUCUCGGCCAUGACUAUGAAUCUGGCGGUCAUGGCCCUGCAGCCUUGUGGUGUCUGCGUGCUGGCUGAGUGCGAUUCGGAGUGCGCCAGUUUCAAUGCCUUGGAUGUCCUGAUGAAGAACAUCCGACUGGUGCCCAGUUUUCGGUCCGCCAAUAUGUAUCCCACUGCCAUCCAACUCAUGCGAUCUGGUCGGGCACUCAUGCACAAGUUCAUUACGGCCUCAUAUCCUCUGAGCAAGGCGGAGGAGGCCUUCCGAACUGCCCAGCACGAGUCCAACGUUGGGCUGGGGAAGAUCAUUGUUAACUGUGCGGACGAAGUGGGCAUCGAGGAGAAUCUAGGGAGGAAUUCCAAAUCGGCAUCGUAGAAAAUUAUGGUAGUAAAAGCUGUCUAGAAGACCACAUCAAUGAAUUCUAUUAUACUUCAGGUUGCUACUCGUGUGUUCGAUUUUAAAUUGGGAAUUAAAAUAAAACAAUAAAUUUUAA